AUGAUGGCAUCAGCUGAUGGCUACCGUAACCCUGCACCGCACAUUUCCACGCGAGACCUUCGGCCUAGAAUGAGUAUGCCGGCGUUGCGGCGACCACCAUUUUUGCGUACGAAAAUUUUAUUUUUUUGAUUUUUAACAACUUUUUUUAAAUCUGAUAUAUAUCAUUUUUGUGCUAAAAUUUUUAUCGCAAAUUUUUCACGCGACUGAUAGUCGUCAUACGGGAAACUUCAACAAAGCCUUGCUUCUUGAUCUUUAAAGUUUAUAGACAUUUUUCAUUAAAAUAUUCGUCAAUUUCUUUACAUUAAUUUUUUUACUGUAAGAUUGAAUUUUUAAAUUCAUUUGAAGUUCGAAAAGAGCCAAAGAAGUGAUGUCAAAAUGAUGUAUUAUUUCAUUGGAUUAAAAAAAUUCAUAGCGAAAUGAUUUUUUUUUUUUUUUUUUGUAUAACUGGAAACGUAAUAACUUUUUUUCGAUACCGUGUUCAAAGUAAUUUCCGCGUAGUGCAAAAUGUCUCUGACUCUUCAAAAGUUAGUUUUUUAUUCACUCUCGAAAGGCUAUUUCGCAGAAAUCACUGAAAACGGAAUAAAUGAUACAUUUUUUGAAUGUCUUUGCUUCAUUUGUUAUUAUUCUUUUCGAUCGUCUAAAAAAAAAAAGCUUUCACAUAAAUGUGAGGCUCCAGUUAAUUAUGAAAAGUGAUUUCAAUUUCAAUUUCAAUACUUCUCUCUAAGUACGCUUUUAACAAGCCAUUUUAAGGUCUUCGAACAGUUUAGCUAUUUGCUUUUUGUGAGAAAAAAAAGCAAGCUUUUCUAUAUUUUGUACAUUUUGUUUUACAGAUCUUACUGGGUUAUUCAUUCGAACUUUCAAAAUGACGGAAGCAGAGAAGCUCAAUCUCGACAAUAUCAUUGCACGUCUUUUGGAAGGUCAGCAAAUACUUCCAAAUAUUUAUGUAGCUUCAUUUCUGAUGGUACGACAAAAUCUCAAGUCCGCAAAUCUCGAGGACCGUAAUCUUGUGUACGCAGAUCUAAAGUCCCAUAAUCUUGGAAACCAAAAUCUUGGAGACCAAAAUCUUGGAAACCACAAUCUUGGAAAGUAAAAAUCAACGCUUUUGCGAAUAGAUUUUAUCAGAAAUUGUAUUCGGUGAUCCAAACAAGAGAAUAUAAGUAGAUAAAGUGCAAUAAAGAAGACUAAAAAGGGAAGAUUUUUUUGCUUUCCAAGAUUAUGGUUUCCAAGAUUUUUGGUCUCCAAGAUUUUUGGUUUUUCAAGAUUAUGGGACUUUAGAUCUGCGUACACAAGAUUACGGUCCUCGAGAUUUGCGGACUUGAGAUUUUGUCGUACCAUCUCAUUUCUAUUUAUAAUUUCGGUUAUUUCUAAAAUUUUUUUAUAAUGAACUACAGUUUUUCAGUUCGAGGAUCCAAACCUGGAAAAAAUGUACAACUGACCGAAAACGAAAUCAAAGGGCUUUGUCAGAAGUCGAGAGAAAUUUUUCUCAGUCAGCCGAUUUUGUUAGAACUUGAAGCACCGCUCAAAAUUUGCGGUAGAGUUGUCUCUCAUUUUUUAAAAAGAAAAUGAUAGUUUUUCAGGAGACGUCCAUGGUCAGUACUACGACUUGCUUAGACUUUUUGAAUACGGUGGAUUCCCUCCGGAGUCUAAUUACCUCUUCUUGGGAGACUACGUCGAUCGAGGUUUCACCCAAGUUUUAAUCAAGUUACAAAAGUGUUAAAAUUUCAGGAAAGCAGUCCCUUGAAACAAUUUGCCUGCUUCUCGCCUAUAAAAUAAAAUAUCCGGAGAAUUUCUUUCUUUUAAGAGGAAAUCACGAAUGCGCAUCUAUCAAUAGAAUCUACGGGUUCUACGAUGAAUGUAAAAUUUUUAUUUUGACAUAAUCCUCCGUUAAGAUUUUUGAACGUUUUUAAACCUGGUUUUCUAAUGCCGCAUUCAAAGCUAGUUUGACGCGCGUAGCAAAAGAGUUUUUCUCGUUCAAAAGCACGGACCGAAUUGCAGGGAAAGGCAGAUUCCCACAGCGCGAUUAGUCGGCCCCGCCCACUUGGAAAGAAAAAUAUAUUGGACAUUUACCAAAAAACGGAGCCUUCCAAUCAUGCCGUGGCAACCCACUGCGUUUUGCUACGUUACGCUGCGCGCGUCAAAUUAGCUUUGAAGGCGGCAUAAAAUUUAAUUACAGGCAAACGACGAUACAAUAUAAAGCUGUGGAAGACUUUCACCGAUUGUUUCAACUGCCUACCAGUUGCCGCUAUCAUUGACGAAAAAAUCUUCUGCUGCCACGGUGGUCUUUCUCCUGAUCUCCAGUCUAUGGAGCAGAUCCGCCGCAUUAUGAGACCGACGGAUGUUCCCGACCAGGGUCUUCUUUGCGAUCUUUUGUGGUCGGAUCCGGAUAAGGUUUGUGUAGUUUUUAAUUCAUGUUGUUUUCUUCUGCGUAAAGUUUUCUCCUGAUUUAAUGAUCACCUGUGAUGCAAUUCCUUAACAGACGAGUCAAUUGAAUUGCUGACGUUGCUGAGUUUUUCGGCACGUUUGCUCAAAAGAGGGUGAAAAUGAGGCAUUUGUCUGAGGUGAUCUUAUUUUCAUCUUUGAAUUUCAUUCAAAAAUGACGCUUUCUUCUUCUUUAUGAAAUUGUGCACACGCCGAAACUUGGAUACUCAGAGCAUUUCACAAACUUUUUUAAAUUACUGCUCAUUGAUGACAUUAAGGACGUAACCGGUUGGGGUGAAAACGACCGUGGAGUUUCGUUCACUUUUGGACCCGAGGUUGUCGCAAAGUUUUUGCAUAAACAUGAUUUGGAUCUCAUUUGUCGCGCCCAUCAGGUGAACAUUUUUUUAAACUUGUUUAUUGAAAAUUUUGAAGGUUGUCGAGGAUGGAUACGAGUUCUUCGCAAAGAGGCAGCUGGUAACAUUGUUCUCGGCUCCGAACUAUUGUGGAGAGUUUGACAAUGCCGGAUCAAUGAUGACAGUUGAUGAAACUUUGAUGUGCUCAUUCCAGGUACGGAAAUUUUUCGAGAUCUAUUUUGAGCGUUUUUUACUCUAGAUUUUGAAACCGGCUGACAAGAAAAAGUUUCCAUACGGAAGUGUAGGAUCCAACCGGCCUGUGACUCCUCCGCGUAGUGGAGCACCUGGCGCCCCUCCGAAGAAGGGAAAUAAAAAAUGA
This is a messenger RNA of Caenorhabditis auriculariae, 3150 nucleotides long. NCBI's taxonomy places the organism in Eukaryota, Metazoa, Nematoda, Chromadorea, Rhabditida, Rhabditidae. The record is from the annotation of a GenBank genome assembly.